GUCCCCGGAGCGCCUCCCGGUGCCCCCCCCGGCGCGGCAUCCUCCCGGAGUGCCCCCGGGAGCGCACGGCCGAGCCCCGCCGCCAGCCCGGGCCCGAGCGAUCCCGGUGACCCCCGCCCCGGGCCGGCAGCAUGCCCCGCGGGCGAGCCUGGACGCAGGCGGAGGUCAGCAGCCUCCUGUCGCUGGUGCGGCGCUCGGGGGAGGCCGCGCUGCUCAUGGCCUCCACGUCGCGACCCAACGAGGCGCUCUGGCGGGAGAUCUGCCGGGGACUGGCGACGGCCGGCUACGGGCGCACCGUGGCCCAGUGCCGCUCCAAGUGGAAGGCGCUCAAGCAGGCUUUCCACUCGGAGCGGGAGACGCGCCAGAGGGCAGGACACCACUCGUCCCGGCCGCCGCCGCACUACCGAGUCAUGAAGAGCAUCUGGAAGGCUGCCGGGCGGCCCGUCUUUGGCGAACGGAGGAUGCCAGAUGUGGUGAAGCUGCCCUCCAGAAGGCACAGGUCAGCCCUUGCCACAUGCUCUCCAUCUUCACCAGAGCCACCAGAGCACGACGUUGACGGGGACAGCUCCAGCACACUGCUGUCACCGAUGCUGCUGUGUGCGAAGGACGAGCCAGAGAGUCCAGCUGGUGGGGAACACAUUGCUGGAGUGCCACCCACAACCUCUGCCAUGCCACACACCAGUUGCUGCGUCUCUCCCCUCUCCCUCCUGGGCUGUCACACUGACCUGAAGCAAGAAGGAGCUGAGGGAAAGGCCAAUUUUCCUGGUGAGACAUCCCUGGGGACGGGAGGAGGAAACCAAGUGCUGCCACUGGCUGCUGCAGCCACAGGCUCCCACGGGACAGCAGCCAUGAGUGAGCAGCCAGCAGCAGGUGAAGAUGCAUCAGAUGCAAGUCUGCAUGGGUCUGGCGUGGCAGGCUUGCUCCAGAAUGUCCAGCAACUGCUGGUGCAGAUCCUGCAGACAUCGCGGCAGCAGCAGGCACUACUGGAGAGCCUGGCCAGUGACACCGUCUCCCACCUCCACAUCCUCUCCCACAGCCUCGUGCAGGUGGGCGAGACCCUGCACCAACUCCUUCUCCGGCCACAGACCCAUCCUGGCCCCCUUGGCCACUAUGUCCCCCACGUGCCCCUUUUCGAGGAUGGCUCCAGAGUGCCCUGCUCCCCUGGUACUCCUCACACUUCCUCGGAUCACAAGGAGGAGCCUCAGCUGUCUUCUGAUGCCAGGUGCAUCUCCCCCUGAGUAGCACCAUCGCUGGCCCCAGGAGCAACAGCUUUGGUACAGAGCCAUGGCACAAAUCUUUAUAUCAGAGGUUCCAGAUAUUUUGAAAGUUUAUACUAGAGAGACAUUUAAUAAAAUUAAAAAUAGCUUUUCUAUCA
Molecule: messenger RNA, 1375 nt
Organism: Haemorhous mexicanus (house finch)
Lineage: Eukaryota; Metazoa; Chordata; Aves; Passeriformes; Fringillidae
Exons: 8
Coding region: 132-1238 (368 amino acids)
Source: RefSeq, a predicted model, not a curated record